AUGGCUUCAUUGACCAAGUUGAUGCGAGAGUACAAGCUCGUCAUUUUCGGCGGUGGCGGUGUCGGUAAAUCGUGCUUGACCAUUCAGUUAAUCCAAAACCGUUUCGCCGAUGAAUAUGAUCCUACAAUUGAAGAUGCCUACCAAAAGCGGUGUAUUAUAGAUGAUGAGGUCUCCCUCCUCGACAUCCUCGAUACCGCCGGCCAGGAGGAGUACAGCGCUCUACGAGAUCAGUACCUGCAAACCGGCGAAGGUGUUCUGCUGGUCUAUUCCAUCACAUCCCGACAAAGUUUUGAGGAAAUUAGUACUUUCCAGCAACAAGUUUUGCGAGUCAAGGAUAGAGACUAUUUCCCCAUGGUCGUUGUUGGCAAUAAGUGCGAUUUAGAGGGCAGACGAGAAGUUACGCAACAAGAGGGCGAGGCACUUGCGAAGGCUUUCAGCUGUAAGUUCAUCGAGACAUCAGCCAAGGCCCGAAUCAAUGUCGAAAAGGCUUUCUACGAUCUUGUGCGAGAGAUUCGGAGAUACAACCGAGAGAUGCAAAGUUCAUCGACUGGUGCCGGCGGCAGAAACGGCCCUCUCAAGCCCAUUGAUAUUGAUGAUGGAGAUCAACAAGCUGGAUGUUGCUCCAAGUGUGUGGUAAUGUAA
Molecule: messenger RNA, 642 nt
Organism: Ilyonectria robusta
Lineage: Eukaryota; Fungi; Ascomycota; Sordariomycetes; Hypocreales; Nectriaceae
Product: ras-like GTPase Ras1
Exons: 4
Coding region: 1-642 (213 amino acids)
Biological process (GO): signal transduction
Cellular component (GO): plasma membrane
Molecular function (GO): GDP binding; GTP binding; GTPase activity
Source: RefSeq, a predicted model, not a curated record